Molecule: messenger RNA, 836 nt
Organism: Juglans regia (Persian walnut)
Lineage: Eukaryota; Viridiplantae; Streptophyta; Magnoliopsida; Fagales; Juglandaceae
Exons: 6
Coding region: 166-687 (173 amino acids)
Biological process (GO): regulation of DNA-templated transcription
Source: RefSeq, a predicted model, not a curated record
UACUGUAUCUCUGAAGAUCAACAUCUGCUUGCAACUCAGAAAAAUGGAUAUUCAAUCAGGAACGUGGGAGCCCUCUGCAUCUCUACAGCUUUGAUCGUUUCCUUCCAAAAUUUGUUGUUUUCUUGUACUAGGUCUUCGCUUAAUCUUCGAUUAUUAGAGGAAAUAAUGAUCGACGCAAUCAGAUUUGUGCAUUUAGUGAAGGAGACGUUUAAGGACAACCCAGAAAUAUACCGUCGUUUCAUUCAAUCACUCAAAGAUUACAGAGAAAGAAGGUUUCACACUCGGUCUCUCCAGCCUUCUCCUACAGAACCCCAACCAACCAAAGAUGAAGAUAAUGGUGGCUAUGAAAAUCUUGAGUCAAACCCAAAAGAGUGUGAAGACCCCGAAAAUGAAGAUGUCGACGAAGGUAGUUGUUGGAGGUUGAGAAGUCUGCUCAUUCUUGGAAAGGAGGUACGACAAUUCGAUAUAUUGUUGCUCAGCUACAAAGGAAUGCUGGAAAAAGUAGGUAAUGGUUACGUGCAAGCUGCUUUGGUUCUUGGAGGAGUUCAUGUUACUGGACCUCAUCUGCAUACUAGAUAUAUCCCCAUGGAUCAACCGGCACAGCCAUUUGCGACGAUGGGAUAUGGAUCACUUGCUGCUAUGGCCAUAUUUGGGUCCAAGUACAGAGAAGGGCUGACUGUGAAUUAGUAGAAUCAAUAUACUGACCACUUCUAUACAUCUUAUACGUCUUAGAACAUCUAUUAUGAUCAUGAGUUUCGUCAUCAAAAUGUUGUGAUGAUGAGUGAUUAUCUUGGCAUAUUCAAAUUUGAUUUAUGUACUUUGAAAUUUGUAUGUCU